Dalotia coriaria is the source of this 1891-nucleotide messenger RNA. RefSeq names its product innexin inx3-like. Gene Ontology annotation, molecular function: gap junction channel activity. The coding region runs from base 258 to 1433 and encodes 391 amino acids. Gene Ontology annotation, cellular component: gap junction; plasma membrane. NCBI's taxonomy places the organism in Eukaryota, Metazoa, Arthropoda, Insecta, Coleoptera, Staphylinidae. The record is from RefSeq and is a predicted model, not a curated record. Gene Ontology annotation, biological process: phototransduction. The transcript is spliced from 5 exons.
GAGAAUGUGUGCUAUCCGCUCCGCUAGUGUGUCGGCGACAGCGACGUCGGUCGUAUGACAAAAAUGUUUUAAACGCCAUCGGAGCGCUCCGGAGAGUACAAAUCAUUUCUACCAUCAUCUCAUAUCUAUUCGUGACACGAGUGUGUUGCGCGUGCGUGCAAUAUCUGUGAUAAUUCAUCAAGCGACGACCACUUUGGGAUUAUUCUAAAGUUUGAAACAUUCGUUAGGACAAAGGGACAAAGCAUUAAUCAAUCACAAUGUCCGUCUUUGGAAUGGUCUCAGCGGUGGCGGGCUUCGUCAAAGUCCGCUACCUAGUCGACAAAGCCGUGAUAGACAAUAUGGUGUUCAGGGCCCAUUACCGAAUCACGUCGGCCAUCUUGUUCAGCUGCUGCAUCAUCGUGACCGCCAACAAUUUAAUCGGCGAGCCGAUUCAAUGCAUUAAUGACGGCGGCGUACCGAUACACGUGAUAAACACGUACUGUUGGAUAACGUACACGUUUACGCUACCGAACGAGCUGCACAAGCCGGUGGGGACGCACGUGGCGUUUCCGGGUCUCGGGAAUGAGCAUCAGGAGAAGAGUUAUCACAGUUAUUAUCAGUGGGUGCCAUUCGUAUUAUUCGCACAGGGAAUUCUAUUUUAUCUGCCACAUUGGAUCUGGAAAACUUGGGAAGAAGGCAAAAUCCGUAUGAUUUCCGAUGGUAUGCGUGGAGCACUCGUUGGCAAUAAAGAUGAUCGCGCUCAUCGUGUUAGUCGUUUAGUACAAUAUGUCAUUGAGAGUUUGCACUUACACAACACAUAUGCAUUCGGAUACUUCCUCUGCGAAGGCUUGAACUUCAUCAAUGUGAUGGUUAACAUAUUCAUGACAGACAAAUUCCUCGGCGGCACAUUCUUAACCUACGGCUCUGAAGUGAUCAACUUCUCGAAUAUGAAUCAAGAAAACCGUACGGAUCCCAUGAUUAAAGUCUUCCCUCGUAUCACCAAGUGCUCCUUCCACAAAUACGGAGCUUCCGGUUCCAUUCAGGAACACGACGCUAUGUGUGUCCUAGCGUUGAACAUCCUCAACGAGAAGAUCUACAUCUUCCUCUGGUUCUGGUUCAUCAUCUUGGCAGUUCUCUCUGGAUUAGCACUGGUUUAUUCCACUGCGGUUGUGUUACUGCCAACUACACGUGAGACUAUCUUACGAAGGCGCUUCCGUUUCGGCACGCCGCAGGGCGUGGACGCUAUCAUUCGCAAAACACAAGUCGGUGACUUCCUACUGCUGCAUCUACUCGGUCAGAAUAUGAAUCUCAUGGUGUUUGGUGAGAUCCUCGACGAGCUGGUUAGACGCCUCAACUACGGCAGCAACAGCAAUCUCCCAUCGGCGCCGAGCACGCUCGAAAUGAGUCCCAUUUAUCCGGAGAUCGAAAAGUUCGGCAAGGAGACCGAGACGUAAGAACUACACCAUUGAGAACUGCGCGAUUUGACAUCCGAACAGAAGACACGAGGACAAGAGACAUUCUGAGCGCCAUAGUAUUAUUAGAUCUCUCGCCUUUCACUAUUUAAAUCGAAAUUAGGUUUUUUUAACGAGUUUUACGUAGGUCAAGAUGAAGCAAAACACGUACGCGUAGUAGGUAAGAAUUAUUGUGAUUAUUAUAGCGUUUAGGUUUAGGCGGAAACACACAUACACACACCGGAAGCUGGCAACACGUGCAUACGGCUGCUAUGCAUACUGAUAUUUCGUCAGCGUUUUACAAUCUAUUAUUUUUUUAGUAAUUGAGAGAUGUUUUGCUUGUAAUUUUAAUGUUUUUUUUUUCGUUCAUCUACUAACUUAAGACUGUACGACUAUUUUUAUGAAUAUUUAAGCGUUUUAGUGCCUUAAAUGCCGACAAUAAAUUAAAAAUCAUAAAAGUA